AUGGAAGACCCUGAUCAAUGUCACAUUAGAUUCACUGAUGUAGGCCCGCACUCAGUACACUUAGAAUGGGGAGAUCCAGAUGUGGCUGCGAAUGGACGACAAAAAUUCCAAAUCAAAUGGAAACAUGAGGGAAGAACAUUUUCUGAAACAACACAUGAAAAUCAUUUUGAGAUAAAAUCUCUUUUACCGGACACGACUUACAACAUCACAGUAGUGGCAACUGAGGACAACUCCAGGAGUUUCUCUGCAUCUGUGCAUACAGCAAUACCAGCACCUGAGAACUUUGAAUAUGUCUCAGUGGACACAACAACUAUAUUAUUAAGAUGGACAUCACCUCAUAAAUUGGAUCCCAGACUUUACAAAUUCCAAGUGAUACUGUAUAAAAAUGAAGAAGAAACACAAUCAGUUGACGUGAAAUCAAAUUCAAAUGAAACUUUAAUGGUAGGCCUUCUUCCUGCCACUGAAUACAAAGCUACAAUAAACACAAUACUGGAUGAUGACAAACAGAGUGAACCAGCAGUUUUAAUGGUCUAUACAAAGCCACUCCCACCAGAAAAUUUGCAAAUAAAACAUGGUGCUACUUCUGCUUAUCUGAAAUGGACUGAUCCCAUCACUGAUGACAAGAUCAAGCACAGAUUCCGGGUGGUCUGCAGUGACGAAGCCAAUACAAUAGAAUCAUUUACAGAUGUGGAAGAAGAAAAUAUAUUAAGUUUACAAACAGGAACUAAAUAUACCUUCUCAGUCUACACUUUAGUUGAAUCAAAUGAUGAAGUCCAUGAGAGCCUUCCUGUAAAACUCACACGAUGCACAAAUGUAAAUAUGGAAUCUGUAUUAAUGGAAUUGGGACUACAACGCCAUCUGAGGGAUAAACUGACUUUAAAGUCUGUGUUGGAAUUAAGAAAACCAUCAGAUGGGGGCCAAAUUGCACUCGGUUUCAGAUCUUUGCCGUGGCUUUUCCUCAGAAAGCUCAUGAUGGUCAAUUCUUCAGCGAGAAUUAUAAAAUGUGCUUCAAAGAUUAACUCUGAAACGCCUGAACAGAAAAGCAUCAAUAUCAUUAAGUCAUCUACUGAUGUUUUCAGAGAUCAGCAAGGAAUCAAUCCGCUAGAUUUGAUCACAGCUCUGUUCCACUGUGCCGAUCCUUUCCUACAGCAAGAAAUGGCUCUAAAAAUGUCAAUGUGUCAGUUCUCUGUGCCUUUGCUGCUGCCAAACUGUGACACAAAUGAGUGCACUCUGAUGCUUUGGGCUUUGAGGGACAUAACUAAGCAGUUUAGAUCUUAUUCAUCGGAUGAGGACAGUUUGGAGGAAAACAGUAUUGUGUUAACUGAUUUGCCCCUGAUCUCUUUCGUCAGACUAGGAAAAAGUGACUUGUCCAAAUCUGAGUUUCUAAACAAACUUCUCAGCAACAAUCAGCAAAAUCAUGACACUUUUGUUCAUAGGAAACUGGUAAAUGGGAACAUUCCAAGAAAGAUCUCUAAUGGUCUUGUUGAAAUAAGCUGGUAUCUCCCUGCAGGGGCAAAGAGAAACAUUGACAUUUUCAAAGAACCUGUAGCUGUGGCUAAUCUCCGUGGGGAUAUUUCUGAUUUUGAGGUUCAAUUUGCCUUCCUGAGCCAAACAUCCUCUGCAGUUUUUCUGUUCUGUGAUGAUUUGGAUUCAAAUCAGACAUUUCUGAAUUCCCUGCAACUCAAAUCAACAUUGGUUCUGGUUUGCAUCACGAACAGUCCAACUUUAAGAGACAGUUUGUCACAUAUUAAGCUUAAACCACACUCAGUAAUCUUCAAAGAUAAGAACAUGAAUGAUGCAGAAUUUGUUGUUAUACUACAGAAGUCUGUUGCUAAAAUACUUGCAGAUUCCACAAAAGUGAGCAUUAAAAAGAUGUCAAACGUCGCACCAGAUCUGGGGAUUCUUGUAGAUGAAAACAAUCCCAUUUGUCAAGAUACAAAGAAAAUGGCAGACCUGAUCACACAAGAGAUCACAAAUAUACCUGAAUAUAAAGUGAAGGAACUCCCUUUGCAAGGGAAACUGUGGAAAGAGUUGUCCAAACUGGAGAAAGAGAUGUGCCGCCUUAAAAAGGCAAAGAAAGAAAACAUUGAGUACUACAAGAGUGAACUUAAAAGUCAAAUCCAAAUUCUGAAAAAGAAGCAAGGAAGCAACGACAUGAGAGAAGCAAUAUCCCACUUCAUUUCUGGCCUCAGCUGCUCCCAGAAUGAACAGCUAUAUUUUCUCAAAUGGAUGAAGAUCAAUUUGUAUCAACUUACAAGAAAGCACCUGUCACGGCUUGAGAAGCAGUAUAUGGAAGUAUGUAAGGAUCUCACAGAAGACAAAGAAUGUCUCAGGGAUCUGGAAAAUGAGAUUGCCAGCAGCUCUUUAGGAGUUCCACACUUUAUGAGAGAGUUAAGUCAACUUUAUGAGUCAGCACACUUCCAAGGAAAUUGGGAGUACAGUUACCUGAAGAAACUGCCAGAAAUAUGUGCUCAAUUGAUGCUGACUGGGUUUCCUCUAGAACUUAUUGAUGGAGACGCAUCAAACAUUCCAUUGACAUGGAUUAGAGAUGUGCUUACAGCACUUAACAAACUGACAACACCUCACAACAGAAUACGAGUUGUUACGGUUUUAGGAGUUCAAAGCACUGGGAAGUCUACUCUCCUCAACACAAUGUUCGGAAUUCAGUUUGCUGUUAGCAGUGGAAGAUGCACAAGAGGCGCCUUCAUGCUUCUAAUAGGCGUAUCUGAGGAAUUCAGAUCAGAGCUUCAGUGUGACUAUAUCCUUGUGAUUGACACUGAGGGGUUAAAAUCAGACCUAGAAAAGCAAACUGAUAGUUACGAGCAUGAUAACGAACUUGCAACUGUGGUUGUUGGGCUUAGCGAUAUUACUAUUGUCAACAUUGCCAUGGAAAAUGCAACUGAAAUGAAAGACACUUUGCAAAUUGUUGUCCAUGCCUUUCUCCGCAUGAAAGAGGUGGGGAAAAGGCCCUGUUGUCAUUUUGCACACCAAAACACAGCAGAUGUUGGUGUGCAUGAAAAGACUAUGAGAGAGAGAAAGGUUUUCUUGAAACAACUAGAUGAAAUGACACAAGCAGCUGCUAAAAUAGAGAAAAAGGGCAACAACAGGAAGUUUACAGACAUUCUAGAGUAUAACAUUGAUAAAAACAAUUGGUACAUACCAGGAUUGUGGCUUGGAGUUCCCCCAAUGGCACCUGUUAGUACUGGUUACAGUGAGGAGGUGAAUAACUUCAAGAACAGCAUACUUGAUGUUUUCAAGGCAACAAAAGUCCCAGCACAGAAUUUCAUGGAAUUUGGAGAAAUGAUACAAAGUCUCUGGAAGGCUGUCCAGUUUGAAAACUUUAUUUUCAGUUUUCGCAACAGCCUCGUCGCUGAAGCCUACUCCAAACUUUGUGUUGACUUUAACACUUGGGAGUGGGCCUUCAAGAAGCACAUGAUUUCUUGGUACACAAAAUUUGAAACCAAAAUCACUAACAUGAGCGUAAUGUCAGUGCAGUCAACAGAUGCACUUACCAUUGAUGGCAUGUUAGCUGACUUGAAACUUGAAGCUGCUGCUGAGCUUGACAAAGAGGAGAAAAUUCUUUUUGAUAAAAUUCAGCAAUACUUUGAAAACAAGGAGGCAAAUGUGCAUCUUGUUGAAAAUCAGAAGGAGACCUUUUUAAAUAGUGUACGGGGCCUUCGAAGGGAGACUGAAAUGUAUUUAAAGAACAAACUGGAGAAUGCUGUUUUGAUACAGAAGGGAAUUGCAAAGGUGGAAAUUAUUAAGCAAAAGCAUAGGGAUACCAUGCAAGACAAAGUGCUCAAUUUGAUCAGCAUCUUCAGGAAGAGAAGAAACAGUCUCUCUGAAAGUGAACUAGAUGAGGAAUUUGAAAAAAUGUGGUAUGCCAUUGUAAAGAAGUAUUCCUUCACAGCUCUACCAAGGCAAGAUGUGGUAAAGGAAACCUACAGACUUUUACACAAUAACUUGGAAAUGAAAAGUGGAGCAGUACGUGAGAUGCUAUCAAAUAUCAUCAGUCUAGAUCAGUGUGGCACUGGACCCUUUUUUGUAAAGGCUGAAACAGGGAAUAUAUCUCAAACACUCUCACAUUAUCUUCUACCUGAACAAAGGGAUAAAAGAAACUAUUUAACACAAUUGGUAUGUGAAAGAAUAAUCAAUAACAGCAAAGCAUUAAUUAGUUGUAGAACAAGAGCAAAAUCAGACUAUGUUAGCGCUGACAUACAAGGCCUAUUGUGCUUCAUUGACAAAUCUAUGGAAAACUGCAAGGAUCCACAGAUAAGCCCUGAAAUCGAAGCAUCUCUCAAGAUCCACAUUUGCGGGAUUGCAGCAAGAGCUUUCCAGAAAAUGCAUGAUGACUACAUACAGAGAAGUGACACUUUAAAAUCUCUGGAAAGGUUCAAGGAGCAAUGGUUAGCUGACUUUAAAGACCUCUACUACCAACGAGACCAGUGUCUGAACAAGGCAGAGAUGUGUGCCCGGCAAUGCUUCGCCCCUGCUGUGAUGGAAUACAUCCAGAAACGUCUUGGACCUGACAUUGUGGAUGAAAUGUUGACAGGAAAAACAGCUGUUAAUUUUAGCACACGGUCAUUUUUCCAGUUUUCGCUUUUAAAACAACUGCUUCAGGAUGAAGACUUCAACAAUAUUUUGGAGUAUGUGGAAAACUAUGAGAAAUUUGUAACUGAGUGGAUUUCAGAGAGGAUUAUUGAACAUUUUUCAAAGGAUGAUGCUUUUCUCAAGUUAGAGAUGAAACAUUUGGAUAUAAUCAUCAACAAACUCAAGGAAGCUGUAAGAGCACAGAAAGAGGCAGACAUCCACCGUAGUAAUGACGUUCAAGUAAGAACAAACAUCCACAGUUUUGUGACCAAAGUCUUCAGAAGUCUUAAUAAAGAGCUGGUCAUACCAACUGACACCCUCAGUCCAACUCUGGUUUUAAACAACUCGGACCCUGCUGGGUUUGCAGAGUGCCUUAUAUCAGCAAUAGACAAAGUGCAUCAAAGCUUAAAAGAUCAGUUAUAUAGAGAAAACGAUGUAAGGGAAAAACUAACCAGACUCUCACUGAACAGACCUCAAGAGGAGCUCUUCAGCAGAGUGUUUGGCUGUGGGAAAAAGUGUCCAUUCUGCAAAGCACCGUGUGAAGCUGGAGGAAAAGAACAUACUGAACAUUUUGUCUCUAUCCAUCAUCCACAAGGCAUUGGUAACUGUAGGAGGAUUCCAGAUGGAAAACUAAUUCCUGACAUAUGCUCAUCUCUUGUUGUCAGUAAAAAAGAAUUCCGCCAUCAAGACACAGGGUAUCAGUGGCAUCCAUAUAAAGAAUACAGAGAGAUCUAUCCAGACUGGAAGAUACAGCCUGACACUAGUAUUGAGGCCACUGACUUCUGGAAGUACAUCUUUGCUAAGUACAACACAAAAUUUGCUGUAAGAUACAAUGCUGGACCAGCGGACAUACCUCGUGAUUGGUAUAACAUAUCUGUACAUCAGGCAAAUAAAAGCUUGGAAGAUACAUUCUUAGUGAGAACACACCCAAAAAAUAAUUCCUAAUGUAGGACAAUAUCAACACAAGUAGAGGUGAACUGGAGAGGUACUUAGACCAUAUUGAGCCACUGAGCAAAGAACUUGACUUGACCCUGGCUUACUCCAGGUGGAUGUACAUUUUUCUUUAGAUAACACUGAAUGUGUGACACACCAGGCUUCAGGCUUUAAUUAGCUGAGAGGUUUCUUUUCCAUUGCAUAAACACAUAACAAAUUUCAAUACACUAUGUAUUGCAAUUUUAACAUACUUUCAAAUGCAUACUAAUUGAAAACAUUUGCCAAAUUGAUGAUUCUAAAUAAGAGAAAAAAGUGAAGGAUAAUGUACAGUCAAAAGCACUGUCAGAAAGAAAAAAAUCCUUUACCUUUAGGCAGAGCCAUAUAUAGACAUUUUGAGGGGCAGUGGACCAAACCAAGAAAAGGACCCCAAGCAUUUUUAACCUCCCUAUACUCUCCUCAUUUUGUGUGUCUCUGUGUUUGUGUUCUGAAUGUGACAGAUAUUUCUGAAUUAA
Ctenopharyngodon idella (grass carp) is the source of this 6035-nucleotide messenger RNA. RefSeq names its product interferon-induced very large GTPase 1-like. The coding region runs from base 1 to 5535 and encodes 1844 amino acids. The record is from RefSeq and is a predicted model, not a curated record. The transcript is spliced from 5 exons. NCBI's taxonomy places the organism in Eukaryota, Metazoa, Chordata, Actinopteri, Cypriniformes, Xenocyprididae. Gene Ontology annotation, molecular function: protein binding; GTP binding; GTPase activity.